Molecule: messenger RNA, 1302 nt
Organism: Botrytis porri
Lineage: Eukaryota; Fungi; Ascomycota; Leotiomycetes; Helotiales; Sclerotiniaceae
Exons: 6
Coding region: 1-1302 (433 amino acids)
Biological process (GO): amino acid metabolic process; biosynthetic process
Molecular function (GO): pyridoxal phosphate binding; transaminase activity
Source: RefSeq, a predicted model, not a curated record
AUGACUUCAACUUUAGAGUAUCUAGAGCAUGGUCUCUCCACUCACAUGGUCAACAAACUUCCCCAAUUGGCGCCACUGGUAUUUCUAUCAUAUGUUGCACCACCAGAUAUAAUACGUCUAGAGCAAGCCGAGCAUCGUUCACUAAGACCUCAGCCGUUGAGCAUAUGUAAAGAUGCCUUGAAUGAAAGUCUGAGUGAAGAUAGUUUCCUCUACCCUACAGGUCUUGACGGCGAAGCAGCAAUGCGAAAGGAAUUCGCUUCAUUCUUCAAUACAUAUUUCAACCCUUCAUUAAAGGUAGAAGAAGACCAUAUCUCGACGAGCAGUGGUUGCGCAAGUGUUCUUGAUUCACUGAUGUGCACUAUUUGUGAUGAGGGAGACAUCGUAAUGGCGUUUGCUCCAGUUGCUUUAGAUUCCGACUUCGUCGAUCGUCUAAUCACCGCCUACAACGCCUGUCCCACCCAGUCCCGUAUCAAAGCUCUUUUAAUGUGUAAUCCUCACAACCCAGGAGAUGAUACCUAUUCCCCAGAAACUCUUCACAAACCGAUGAAUUUCUGUCAUGAAAAACAAAUUCCUUAUAUAUAUCCGACGAAAUUGCUAUUUACCUCUGCUUUAAGUUUGGUAGAGGAAGGAAAGGGAAUUGAUCGGAGUAGAGUCCAAAUUACGUGGAGUCCCAGUAUAGAUUUCGGUUGUGCUGGUAUGAGAGUGGGAUGUAUCUUCUCACAAGCGAAUAGGCCUUUACUCUAUGGAAUAUCAUAUUCCAAUGUCUGGCAAGUUUCAACCCUAAGCAGCUUAUGCAUGACCGCGAUUCUUACGUCACCGCAACUUUCAUCUCUCGUAGAAACUAUCAAGGAAGAACUAAGAGUUUCAUAUGGCUUAUUGACAUCUACUUUGAAAGAUUGGAAUAUAGAUUAUGUUCCUGUCAAAGCGGGAAUCAUGAUCUUAGUUAGGAUAGCUGCAGAUGCAAAGGUACACAACCGAAUUUCUCAUUUUCCCUUCUCACAAGAAGUCCCGUGUAGAAGCGAGCCUUUUCUCUCUCCGCCUUUCCCUACGGAACAAUACUUGUCUUCUUUGAAGACCUUUUAUCAGAAUGCGCAAGAAGAGUUGGCAGUCUUGGUAAAGUUGCGGGACGAAGGAGUCUUGAUAUCACCAGGAGGGGGGUAUUUAUGUUCUUACGGCGAAUAUGGGUGGGCGAGAUUGACAUUUUAUGGGUGGGCGAGAUUGACAUUUGCUGUGAAGCGAGAAGUUAUGGUGGAGGCACUUGAUAGGAUGAAGAAAGUUCCGUGGCCAUCUCCAAUUGUUUGA